CCGCAAUGUCAAUAUGCGGUCUGUUUGCGAUCUCCUUGAUUCCACAUGCUUCUUGUGCGUUAGGCACUAGACAGUCAGCUGCGCCGACUUGGGUCAUGUUUCAUUUUCAGCGCCCCUGCAUCAGACAGAAGAGCAACACUAUGUCAGGCUGAGGAGAACCGCUCCCCAUGCAUCAGCACCUUGCACCGGAUGAUCAUUACGACUAAUUCUUCCCAAUACGCAACAUGUUAGUCACCGACUAUCAUGUAGGGUGGAUAUCUGCACUGCCAUUGGAAGAGGCUGCAGCUCUGGACAUGCUCGACGAGGAGCAUGACAAUAUCCAGCUAGCAAGCUACGACACCAAUAACUACAUUUUGGGCCGAAUCGGGCCGCACAAUGUAGUCAUCGCAUGUCUACCUCAAGGGGUUAUUGGUUCUGUAUCAGCAGCCUCUGUAGCCAUCCCGAUGCGCGCCACCUUCCCCUCCCUUCAAUUCAUCCUGCUCGUGGGAGUUGGUGGUGGCGUCCCCACAACGCAGCAUGACAUUCGACUGGGAGAUGUUGUCGUGAGCCGUCCGUCAGGGCAGUUUGGUGGCGUGGUCCAAUAUGACUUCGGGAAAACCCUCCAUCAAGGUCGUUUUGUUCGAACUGGCUCACUCAAUCGCCCACCCGACGUAUUGUUGAAUGCUGUUUCAAGCCUGGAAGCCCGGCAUCUCAGCCAAGGAGGGUCUCAAAUCAGUGUCAUUUUAGAGGAUGCCAUCCGGAGGAACCCACGCCGAAGGAAGGCUUGCAGUUAUCCAGCUACUGACAAAGAUGAAUUGUUUGAGUCUUCUUACGCACACCGAACCUCGGAUGGUGCACUCUGCGAUGCUUGUGACCGUGGUAGACUUGUUAGCCGCCCAGCUCGCUCCGAGACUCAUCCAACAAUACACUAUGGGCUAAUCGCGUCCGGUAGCCAGGUUAUCCGGGAUUCGAUAAUGAGGGAGCGUCUCAGUGCAGAGUUGGAUGUUCUUUGCUUUGAGAUGGAAGCUGCUGGCUUGAUGAACUAUUUCGACUGCUUGGUUAUUCGAGGCAUUUGCGACUACUCGGAUUCACACAAAAACAAGCGAUGGCAGGAGUAUGCUGCUGCUACCGCCGCAGCUUAUGCGAAAGAGCUUUUGUGGAUUAUCCAUCCACAGCCCACCUUCCGAGCAAUCAUGGCAGACAGGACUCAUGGCGAUAGUGGGGAUGUCAGGGCUCAACAUAGCCAGCGGCACUCGCUCCAAUCAGGUCCAGUAUCUGGUUUCGACGCCACAUCUCCGGCGGCGGGUAGAUACCAUUCAGCUGCCGCCGAAUCAGCAUGUCUCAAGUCGCUAUGGUUUAAAGAAAUGGGCGGCCGCCGAGACAACAUUGUUCGUGCAGCCGAAGGAACAUGUUCCUGGCUGACAGAACACCCAGACUAUCAGCAGUGGGCAACACAGAAGCAUGGUCUGCUUUGGAUAACUGGCUUCCCGGGGGCCGGCAAAAGCGUUCUCCUCGACACUCUAGUGAGCAAGGUUGAGAGCCAGAGAGAGGAGAACGUUAUUGUGGCUUCAUUUUUCGUUCAUGGCCGUGGCACACAGAUGCAGAAAUCUCCCGUUGGGUUAUAUCGGUCCAUUCUGCAUCAAAUACUGACGAAAGCCAAGAUACUACUCACCGAAUUCACAGAAACUUUCGUGGUGAAGCAACUCAACCAAGGUGAAUAUGGGCACUCUUGGACAUGGCAUGAAAAGGGUGUGUUCGACUUCCUCAAUACACGAGCAAAGCAAUAUUCUCGCCAUUCUAUCAAAAUCUUCAUAGAUGCCUUGGACGAAUGUGGCGAAGAGACGGCAAGAAAGCUCUCGUCAGAGCUCUGGACACUGACAACCCCAACUCCCGAGGUUCGAUCAGCAAUAAGUGUGUGUAUAACCUGCCGUCACUAUCCUGUUAUGGAUCUCUUUGAUGCCCCCGAGAUCUGUGUCGAGGAUCAGAAUUCUAGCGACAUUUCUAGAUUUGUGCAGGGCGAGCUUGCAAAAGUCUUCAAAAACAACCACUCGAGGGGAUAUGUCGAGCACGAAAUUUUGCGCAAAGCAGCCGGCAACUUUCUGUGGACGGCCCUCAUCCUCGACCAAACAAAGCGAAAAGGACGUCAUGGCUAUGGCUUGGAAAGGAUUCGCAAAGAAAUUCAGAAUAGCUCGCCGGAGCUUGGCCAAAUAUACAAGGAGGCGUUGACGAAGAUACCACUCGAGGACAGGAUGGAUGCAAUACGCCUCUUCGAGUGGGUCUGCCUAAUCGAGGAGCCGCUUUCCCCAGUCCAGAUGCGCUAUGCACUGGCCUUUGACCCGCAGGCUCCAGCGAGGACUCUUGCCGCAUGGGAGAAAUCAGAAACAUUUGUUGAGACGGACGAGCGAAUGGAACUGUUGAUAAACGCUCUAUCCGGUGGCCUUGUCGAGAUUGCAAAGGGAGAUUACAUCAUUCAGUGCAUUCAUCAGUCGGUCAAGGACUACAUACUACAGCAAGGCCUGCAGGAUCUGGAGCAAUCCAUCAGCCAAGAAGGAUUGAGUGCUGUGCUUGGCUCUACUCUAUCACAAGCUCAUGAGCUAAUAUUCAAAUGCUGCAUGCAUUACAUCCUCACGGACGAAGUUCUUUCGCUUGGUGUCAAAGAAGCGCCUUUUCUGGCAAGCCAAUAUUCCUUCAUUCAGUAUGCUGUGUCCAGGUGGCCCUCGCAUCUGAAAAAAGCCGGCCAGGAUGGUAGACUACAGCGGGAGCUUCUGACAUACAUCCGGUGGCCUGACCGGACUCGUCUGGAGCACUGGCUUUCACUAUGCUCGGUGGAUUCUCGUGCUUGCGCUCUUCAAGCGGGUGCACAUAUACUGCACGUUGCUGGUUAUUUUGAUCUUUGUCAUGUCAUUGAUGCCGUCUUUGAAAACCACGCAUUCGAGACCAUUGAUGCUAGAGAUACCCAAGGAUGCACCCCUCUCAUUUGGGCAGCAAAAAAUGGACAUGCCGAUGCGGCGAGAUGCCUCAUCAGUCACGGGGCAGACGUCAAUUCAUUUGAUUUGGAACGACAUUCGUCCUUGUGGUGGGCCUCAAAUUACGGCCACUUGGGCGUGGCACAGAUCUUAAUGCAACAUGGAGCGGAUGCUGAUUUACAGGAUGAAACGGGCCGUACGGCAUUAUUUUGCCCUGCGGAAAACUUUGACGAAGCAAUGGUCGAUUUCCUUCUCUCUCAAGGCGCAAAUCCGAAUUUACGAGACCACCAGGGUAGGUCACUGCUCUAUUUUCUUAUCGGUUAUGACACCCGGGAGAGGGGAUUCAGAAUCAUCCGACGACUGUUAGAAAAGGGCGUAGAGCCAAGCAAGAAGUUAUCGGAAGAUGAGUUGCUGCUGCAAUGGGCGAUAUAUGGCGACCUGCCUGAAAUCAUCGAUCUCAUAUUGAAAUUUGACCCAUUUGCCCACGACGACAGCCGACGAGCAUUGGCUUUAUAUCAGGCCUUACACAUGAGGAAUCCCUCCAUUGCCCUGAAGUUUGCCAAUGCUGGGGUCAGUGCGCAGAAGUUCACAGACUUCGCUGGCGAAACCCCCAUUGCCUACGUCCUGUCGAGGAAUUACCAAGUGAUUGCCGAAACAUUGCUUGAGCGGAAAAAUUGUGACCCAAACGGUCGUGGGUUCAGAGGGACAACUCCCCUUAUGGCUACUGCACAGCGGGGACUUGCUGUUAUGAUGAAGUCUCUGUUCGAUCUAGGUGCCGAACCAAACCUUGCCGACUUUGAAAACCGAACCGCUUUAUCAUUUGCAGCAGAGGGCGGAUACUUAGAUGCUGUUAGCCUUCUCAUUGAAAGGCAUGCCGACCUAAAUUUGAGCGACAAAAGGGGAAAGACACCUCUGAUGUGGGCAGCUGAACAUGGCCAUGAUCAUGUGGUCGAAAUACUAAUUGAAAAGGGCGCAAACCUGAAAGCCCAGGAUUCUUCAAAAUGUUCGGUAUUAUUUUGGGCGGCGAAAGGUGGGAAUAAUACUGUGAUGAAGCUGUUGAGUUGUUUGGACAAGGAGCACCAGAAUUCCCUGGGCCAGACUGCCCUCUGGUGGGCCCUAAUGCAUCGCCAGACAGGUGCUGCAAUUUAUCUACUAGCCUCUGGCGCAAACCCCAACUCAACCGAUAUUGAUGGCAAGAGCCUCCUCUCAUGGACAGUAUCCGCCUCUUAUUUGGACGGCGUCCAGCUUCUCCUCGAAAACGGGGCGGAUGCUAACGCAAAGGACCGCAAACAGCAAGCGGCACUUCUUGUGGCCACGGCGAAUGGCAGCAAUGAGUUGGUAAGACUACUACUUCGGCAUCAAGCGAAUCCCGAGGAGGAAGAUUCACACGGCUAUACUCCGUUGCUUCUUGCAGUCAAAAAGGGCUCGGUAGAUACCGUUGCGGUUCUUUGCAAAGUUGCCGAAUUGAAUCGUGCAGACCGCAGUGGGCGCACGCCACUUCUAUCAGCCGCAAUGAAUGGCAACGAAAUAGUGGCGAAGUGUCUGUUGGAACAUGGAGUCGAUGCCAAUUGCCAAGAUCGUCGAGGGAGGACUCCGCUGUCCUUCGCUUGCGAGUACGGGUAUGAAAGCCUUGUGAAGGUCUUGCUAGAACACCGGAUCAACCCGGACGCUCAGGAUCAGAAUGGACGCACUGCGGUUUGGUGGGCGGCUUCUUACGGCAGAACCGCCAUUCUGAAACUCUUGCUUGAGAAAGGCGCCGAUCCGGAAUUGCCGUCCAAAUCGGGCGAGACUGCGUUGUUGAAAGCUGUUGACAACGGGCAUGUCGAGCCAGCACAGCUGCUUUUGCGACACUUGCCGGCUGCUCAUUCAGAUCCGGAAUGCAGCUCCAGGCUCCUAGGAUUGGCGACAGACAAUUGUGACUCAGCCAUGGUGUCAUUGCUGAUUGAAGAAGGGAUAGACUGCAGUCAACCCCUUCCUUCUGGGCGAACGAUUUUGUCGUGGGCAGCGAGGAACGGUUGCCUUGACGUCCUGAAGACUUUGGACCGUCGCGGGAUCGACCUUGAGGCCCCUUGCGAUCAGCAGGGACUUACCGCCCUUGACGUCGCCUUUGAACGGGGCCACAAGAGAGUGGUAGAGUUCUUGAUGAAAAUUCCGAAACGAUGA
Messenger RNA from Cladophialophora immunda, 5108 nucleotides. RefSeq lists its product as uncharacterized. The record is from RefSeq and is a predicted model, not a curated record. The transcript has 2 exons. Bases 225 to 5108 code for a protein of 1627 amino acids. Lineage: Eukaryota; Fungi; Ascomycota; Eurotiomycetes; Chaetothyriales; Herpotrichiellaceae. Gene Ontology annotation, molecular function: RNA nuclease activity; protein binding; RNA binding. Gene Ontology annotation, biological process: RNA processing; nucleoside metabolic process.